Messenger RNA from Staurois parvus, 421 nucleotides. The record is from the annotation of a GenBank genome assembly. NCBI's taxonomy places the organism in Eukaryota, Metazoa, Chordata, Amphibia, Anura, Ranidae.
GUAGCCCUUUUGAUCAUUAACAAUGAGAGUACUUGUCUGAAUAGGGUGUGCCCAUUAGUGUGCCCACUUACAUUAGGUGUUGCCAUCAGAGUGCAACUUUUCAUCAUGUAUUCCCAUCACAUCAGGUGUGCCCAUCAGAGUGAUCCUUUUACAUCAGUUGUCCCCAUCAGAAUACCUCUUUACAUCAGGUAUCCCCAUCACAGUGCCACUUUACAUCAGAUAUUCCCGUCAGAGUGCCCCUUUACACUCAAAGUACCCCUUUCCAUCAUAUUUCCCCAUCAGAAUGCCCCUUUACAUCAUAUUCCACAUCAGUGUGCCCCUUUCCAUCACAUGUGCCCAUCAGAGUGCCCCUUUCCAAAGUAUGCGUCCAUUUGUGCCCCCUUAACAUAAAAUGUGCUCAUCAGAGUGCCCCUUAACAUAA